Molecule: messenger RNA, 867 nt
Organism: Carya illinoinensis
Lineage: Eukaryota; Viridiplantae; Streptophyta; Magnoliopsida; Fagales; Juglandaceae
Exons: 1
Coding region: 1-867 (288 amino acids)
Source: RefSeq, a predicted model, not a curated record
AUGGAAGAUUUGGAGGAAAAAUGGAAGGAACUGAAGCUGAGAGAAGAGGAAAAAAUGGUGAUAGAGAUUGAUGAUGAGGUACCGAGAGAUUUAUUGAUGAAAGAACAGAGGACUCUACUCGAGAAAUUCUGCUCAAAUCGGUUGAUUAGCAAGGAGGUGGUGGAAAGCACAUUGGCCAAAGUCUGGAGAAUCAGCAAGCAAGCUCAGUUCACUGAGGUGAGUCCCAAUAUUUUUGCCAUAGUUUUUGACAACAUUGCUGAUAAACAGAAGGUCUGGUCAGGUCGACCAUGGCUGUUUGAUAAUCAAUUAAUACUAUUAAAGGAAUUUGAUGGAUUUACGCCAUUAAAACAAGUGAACUUCAAUUCUGAGAGUUUCUGGGUAAGGUUUCAUAACCUGCCGCUGUCUUGUAUGACGGAAGUACGUGGAGAACAGAUUGGAAGUACGGUGCAAAGGGUGGAAAGAGUGGAUGUGCAGAAAGAUGGUAGUGGAUGGGGGAAGUUCUUGAGAGUUCAGAUUCACAUGGAUCUUCACCAACCUCUAGCAAGAGGGAGAACUUUGAUGGUUAAAGGCAAAGACAUAUGGAUUCCUUUUAGCUAUGAAAAAAUGCCCAGAAUAUGCUUCUCGUAUGGUUGUAUUGAGCAUGGGAACAAUGAGUGUAAAGAAGGGGGAAGCCAGGCAGGGGUAGAUAAUCAAUAUGGCCAGUGGUUGAGGGCUACGCAGGCCUUUAGAAAUAACUUUUUUAUGAAUGUACCAAAAGAAGUGAAGAGGGGAAUAAGUGGUGGAAGGAGAAGGAAUACAGGUAUCAAGAUGAAGGAAGUAGGGGAAGUAACAAAGAAGAGGGUAGUAGGGAAAGGGAAGAAAGUAUAG